Molecule: messenger RNA, 1343 nt
Organism: Nannochloropsis gaditana CCMP526
Gene: DUSP
Product: dual specificity phosphatase
Exons: 2
Biological process (GO): negative regulation of MAPK cascade; protein dephosphorylation
Cellular component (GO): cytoplasm
Molecular function (GO): protein tyrosine/threonine phosphatase activity; MAP kinase tyrosine/serine/threonine phosphatase activity
Source: RefSeq, a predicted model, not a curated record
AGAUUACUGUCGAAAGCAAGACAUCAGAGACCAAACGUCAAGAUCUGCCCAUUUUCUCUUUUGUCCCGGGCUGCAAUCGUACGAGAAAAUUCCAGUGGCGCCCCUCCGUGCUCCGUGUUCAUUCGAGCGCGACUCAUAGUCGCUUGCAACGAGUCUCACCUAGCUUUUGAAGCUAGCGAUCUGAUUCAAGUCAACAUGGGAUGUGUCCAAAGCAAGUCUUCCUUAUUUAUCGGCCCGCAUGCUGACGAGGACAGCCUCCCUAAGCCGGGAAAGGAAAGAAUGAUGGAGGGAGAAGCACCAAGUUCAGCAUUCACCGGUAAUGCUCAGUCGGAGCUACCGUGCCAAGCUGAAAAUAAUUCAGUUCAUCAAAGAGAAGGAAAUUCUCGUUCUUUGCCAACUACAUGGUCGACCUCUUCGCCGAGGGCCUCUACCCCGGGUGAUUGCCUCCUAUCUCCGCGGCUUGCUGCAGUCGCAGAACACGCUGCUGCUUCGGUCGAUCCAGGUCCACAUAAGGAGUCACAUGUGCAUGGUAAAGUAGUCAAAAAGAGGACGCUGCCCGUCCCAUUUUCUGCGAAAGGUUGGUUGGCUUUCCCCGCCCAGGCUCCCAUAAACUCGGGCCCGAGGCGACCGGCAACGAACCCAACUCCCACGUCCAACCACGACGUGCUCCUGAAUGCUUCCUUGACCCAAUCGCAAGGAAUCGUGGUGGCAUUGACCAAAACUACCGGUGGUGAAAGUGGGAUCUCGGCACGGGGGAGACGGCCGCGGCCCUUGGCAAUCCCCACCGACUCCCACUUUCAUUUGAGCACGAUAUUGGGGCAUUUGUUGAUCGGGGGGGAUGAGGUCAGCGACAAUCUGACGGUUAUGCGUCAAUUAAAUAUCAAAAGCGUCGUUAACACUACAACAGAAGGGGAUGACAGCAUGGGUGAGCUCUGCUACUUGAAGCUAAAUUGGAGGGACGACAUUGCUCAACCAAUCCUCCCUGACCUUCCUCGGGCCUUUGCCGCCAUCGACGCCGCCAAAGCGCAGGGAGGUUUGUGUUUGGUACACUGCAAGAAGGGGAUGAGUAGGAGCGGGGCCGUCGUUGUCGCUUACCUGAUGUACAGUAACAAGGACAUGAGUCUGCUCGAAGCUCUCACGUACGCUCGAAGUCGACGCGCGAUCAUCGCGCCGAAUAUGGGGUUUAUGGGCCAGUUGGUGGAGUGGGAGAGGGAGCAUCGAGGAGGCAAGGUCAGCCUGGACCUGAGCAAGUACGAGGAAAACCGAUUUGGGGACACAGCCAUGCUGUUAUGUGGAGCUUGACCUCCGAAAUAAAAGAAAUAAGCCACGGAAUCCGAAAUGAA